AACCCGACACAAUCAAAAUGUCCACAAAUAUUGAGUCCAACUCUUUGUCCAAACGAAGACAUAUUAUUGGCAUUGAAUCCAAAGUCAUCGGAAAGAAGAAGACUUUAAUCAGAUUAUUAGAAAAUGGAGGCACUGUUGAGGAAGAGGUCAACGAUAGCAACAACUGUUGUAUUAGUGAUGAAGACUUACUGCGUUUGGGUGAUAUUGGACUUCAGAUUCAUAAACAUUACGGAAACGCAAGAGAUAUAGAAUGGGGUCUAAAAGGGGGCCAAAUAUUUAUGCUUCAGUCGAGACCCGUAACUAAUUUAGACAACUCUUACACCGAUUACGAGAUUAUGCAUGAAUUAGAUACCGCACAUCCUACCGAGUUUGAAAUUUAUUCACGCGCUCAUUGGGGUGAAAACUAUCCUGGUGCAUCAUCAUGGACAUGCAUACAAUGGAUUUGGGCCAAUAAAAGCAGCUUCUUUCGAAGAGAAGUGAGUAGUGGUAUAUCAAUAGAAGAAGAUUACAAUCCAUAUUUCGAUAUAAUGGGAGUGGAAUACAAUCAAAUAAUGUUCAAUUUGACCAGUGGAAUGAUGGGUCUAUUCAACAACUACCCGGAGUCAAAACAGGCGCAGACAAUGGUGUUGGCCUUCUUCGGGCACCACAUCGACGACACGGAUGUGUUGAGUCAUUUCCGAAAGAAACGAUUGGAGGCCAAAGGCAUGUCAUUGUUGGCCAAAAUGAGUUUUCCAUCGUUUAUCAUAAAAGGGCUUUUGUUUGGACCCAAGAAUCUGAUCAAAACUAAGGAAGAAUUCAUGGAUAUUAAGAAAUACAGUUUAGUCGACAAAUUGAAACCAUACUCCAAUAGUAAAGAUAUAAUGGAUAAAAUUUUUACCGAGUGUUUUAUGAUAUGGGAAACAUCUAUGAAAAAUCACGGGGGCGUCUCUUUUGGGUCGUCAAUUAAAAAUGCAAUUUUGAGAUCUAUGCUCGAAAGCUCAAUGAAGGAUAACCCAAAUUUGGACUCGGAUUUCAAUUUAUUGAUCUCUUCGUGUAAUGAUGUGAUCAGCGCUGAAGUGCCAAAGAUUUUACGUGAAAUCGCAAAGUCUAUUAAAGACAAGCAGUGGUUCCGACAAUUGAGUGAUGAGGAAGCGCUUCAAGUGUUGACCACAGGAAGCGAUGAGACAUCCAUUAAAUUCAGACAAUUUCUCGAUAGACACGGACACAGAGGGUAUCGAGAAUCAGAUCCUAUGCAUAAGCCAUGGAAAGGCAAUCCAAUGCCUUGUGUGAAGACUAUUAAAACAAUAUUAUCGGGAAAUGAAUCACAAUUUGAAAUUAAAAUUGAAAAAUCUGUCGAAGAAGUGAUCGAUGAACUGAAGACACCAUUGACUCCAUUCAAGAAACUACUUCUGAAAAAGUUUUUCCUUCCGUGGACUCGAAGAGGGAUUGGAUAUCGAGAGCUCUCCAAGUAUUUCAUGAUUUGGAUGAACAAUCAAUUUCGGGACGCCUUCUGGUAUUUGUCUCAACAAAUGGUUAGCGAAGGAUUGAUCCCAACUGUGGACACAUUUUUUUACCUCACGAUGACUGAAGUGGAAGCGCUAUGUAAUGGACAAAGAGAUCCAUUGAUAUUCUCGAGAGUAAGACAACGGCGAAGACUUUAUCCAAAAAUGGAUAAAUACAAGUUCGAGGAGUUUAUUAAAGGACCCGAAAUGAAGCCCAGAAAUUUUGAGGACCGGAUUAUACCUCCAGUUCUGACCUCAGGUAUGGUUCAAAUGACGGGAACACCAGUUAGUAAUGGAUCCAUAAAAGCGAGGGUUUGUGUGUCUGAAGACAUUACAGAAGCCGAUAAUAUUCAGCCGGGAGAUAUACUGAUAACGUACUCGACGGACAUCGGUUGGAGUCCAUACUUCCCAUUACUUUCGGGUAUAAUCACAGAAAUCGGUGGAACGAUAUCUCACGGGGCAGUCAUUGCCCGCGAAUACGGGAUCCCGAGUCUGAUAGCAGUGGAGGGCGCGUGUCGUGCCUUCAGGACCGGCGAUAUCUGUCUAUUGGACACUAAGACACAGACCAUCACUAAAAUAGACAAACACGCGCUGUCUUUCCACUAUAACCAUAUGGUUGAAAUUAAUGGCCAAAUCAACGGCCGAUGGUUUAAGUAUCUGAAAGUGUUGUCCACUUUGUGGUCACAGAGGAAGGCGAGGAAGAAACACAGAAUUCAUACACACAAUGCCCUAAGCGAUAGGGCACAGGACGCGGGUGUGUUGCCAUUCAAACAUGAGUGGGAUUAUGAUUUACCGGCACAGACAAAAGCCGAGGAUGUGUUGAUAUAUGGCGUGAAUUCAUCGAAACAAAGCAUUUAUAUUGCAAUCAAAUGGAGACCAAAAGGAAUGAACGAUAAGAUCAAUGCAACCAUUAGUUUGAGAUUUGAUGACAACAACAGUAAUAGCUAUACAUUAGAGGAGGACUCGGAGGUCGAGUACCGGAGCAAUGAAUACAGAGUGUGUGGACUCGGCUUAGAGAUAUCGGUACUAGGUAAAGGAAGUUCUUUAGCGGUUCUCAAGAGUUUGAGUGAAGAUUUGGUUAAAGAGAAGUACGAAAACACAUUCAAUGUUCCGAAUGGUGUUAUUGUGACCACAAAUGCUUAUCAAAGACUUCUUAACGAUAAUAAAGAUUUGGUUAAAAGUAUUGAAGACUUGGAAAAGUCGACUCAAUUGUCAACAAAGGAUCUGAAGACUAAAUGCGAGAAUUUAAUGGACUUAAUAUCGAGUCAUAAAUUACCUGAAGAUAUAAAACAAGAAAUAAAAGUGAAAUUAAGUGAGAAUUUCAGUGAUUAUGAGAAGAGAUUAUUUGCCGUCAGAUCUUCGGGCGCUUCGGAAGACUCGGAGGAGAUGUCAGCCGCCGGACAAAUGACUACAUAUUUAGGAGUGAAAGGAUUGGAUGAGAUGUACUCAUCAGUGAUGAAGUGCUGGUCUUCACAGUUCUCUCACAUCGCAUAC
Molecule: messenger RNA, 2975 nt
Organism: Medioppia subpectinata
Lineage: Eukaryota; Metazoa; Arthropoda; Arachnida; Sarcoptiformes; Oppiidae
Source: the annotation of a GenBank genome assembly